GUUCAUUCGUUCCUUGUGUUGUAAAAGUCAGACGUAUCCUUAUUGUCCGAAACUGUUUAUCUGUUCAAAUGUUUUUUAACAACUGAGCCAAAUUAUAAGGUUUGAAAUCAUCCUUUGAAAAGGCACUAUGGAGUACAGCUGUGGUCUGGUCACUAAAAACAAGAAGCCAGUUCCUCUGAAGAGUGUGGAGGUAGAUGUGCAUGUAAAGGGACAUGUAGCCACAGUGACCUCCACUCUACGGUAUGUGAAUGGAGAAGAGCGCCCCCUGGAGGCUGUGUUUGUGUUCCCUCUGCCUGGAGAAAGUGCCGUCUGCCACCUCAGUGCCAAGAUAGGAGACACAGAGGUGGUGGCAAAGCUGCAGGACAAACAGAAGGCCCGAGAGAAAUAUGAUGAUGCGUUGAGCUCGGGCCACCAGGCCUUCCUGUUGGAGGAGAGUGCUCAGAGCCCAGACGUGUUCCAGCUGAACGUGGGCAGCCUGCCUCCAGGAGAGAGUGCUGCCAUCACUCUGGUCUACAUCUCAGAGCUGGCCAUGCAAGCUGAUGACGCCCUGCGCUUCUGUCUGCCCGCUGUGCUCAACCCCCGCUACACACCCCAGGGUGAGAGGCCAUGGGGGAGCACGGAGCCCUUCGGUUGCUACAUGGACAGGAGUCAAAUGGCCACCGUGACUUCAGUCCCAGCUGGUACGGUGCCCUACACGUUGGCUCUCAGUGCUCAGCUGUCCUCCCCCCAGUCCAUCUCUAAAGUGGAGUCCAACUGUCAUCUGGAGCCACUGGCUUACCUCAACCCAGACAAAACACAGGCCACGGUGAGUCUCUCUCCAGGCCACCUGUUUGAUCGAGAUGUGGAGCUGCUGCUGUAUUACCAGGAUGCUCAUAAGCCCACUGCCAUAGUGGAGGCUGGACUGGACAGUGCUGAGCCAGGCUCUUUAAUGGGUGACCCUGUUGUAAUGAUCAGCAUUUACCCAGAGUUCCCUGCUGCAGCAACAUCCUCACUUGCCACAUGUGGAGAGUUUAUUUUUGUGGUGGACCGAUCAGGGAGUAUGGACUGCAAGAUGCACUCAGGAAAAGAUGCAAAGAUGCGCAUAGAGAGUGCCAAGGACACUCUGCUCCUGCUCUUGAAGAGUCUCCCCAUGGGUUGCUACUUCAACAUUUACAGCUUUGGCUCUCAUCAUGACCAUUUCUUCCCGAAAAGCGUCAAGUACAACCAGAAGACGAUGGACGAUGCUCUUGAGAAAGUGAAGGGAAUGAGAGCAGACAUGGGGGGCACUGAGAUUCUUCAGCCUCUGAAACACAUCUACAGCCAGCCCUGCAUCCCCAGUCACCCCAGACAGCUGUUCAUUUUUACUGAUGGAGAGGUGGGGAAUACCAAGGAGGUUUUGGACCUGGUGAAAAAAAAUCUUCACUCCCACAGGUGCUUCUCUUUUGGAAUCGGAGAGGGUGCCAGCACUGCUUUAAUCACAGGCCUGGCCAAGGAGGGCUCUGGGCAUGCUCAGUUUAUCACAGGAACAGACCGCAUGCAGCCCAAGGUGAUGCAGUCUCUCCGCUUUGCUCUUCAGCCAGUCGUCAAAAAUAUCUCAGUCAAAUGGAACCUUUCAGAUGGUUUCACAGGGGCCCUUCAGAUCAAAAAUACAGUCCACAACCGAAUAUCAUUCUUUCAAAAACUUGGCAAUGUGAAAGCUUUUUUUCAAAGAAGGAAGAGGACCCAGGAACCUGGCCAGUCUGGAGGAGAUGGCCUAAAUCCACUUUCAGUCAUCCCUUUAUCUCCACCAAUCACUGUGCUCUUCCAGGGUCAAAGGGCACUGCUCUAUGCCCAGCUCAAUGGAGUGAAUUCAGAGCAUUCUGAAGGGUCUGUGACAAUACAAUACAACCUGAAAGAAGACUUGAUUGAGGAGCAACUGAACUUCUGUCUAAAACCCACACAACAUACUGGAAGUCUACUGGUCCUUCCCCACUUCAGGCUGACUCUCCACCGGCUGGGGGCUCGAGCCCUGAUCCGCUCACUGGAGACGGAGGAGAGGGCAGCAGGACCAGAGGCGAAGGCCCUGAGAGAGAAGCUGCUGCAGCUCAGCCUGCAGUCUGGAGUCAGCUGCACACACACCGCCUUCAUCGCCAUCCACAAGGGCAGCGGACAGACUGUGCAGGGACCUCUGCUCCACAGACCUGUGCCAACGCCAGGAACGUUUUUUGGUGCCUGUUCACUGCCAAUCCCAAGGGGUGGAAUGGCCCCAGUGGCUGCAUCGCUUGCCAUGUCUCCUGAAUCUGAUGACGAUGACUACGAGAAUAUUCGCAAUAGUGGAGAACAUGACUACAUAGUUUGUAUACCCAACGUUGAACAAUUAAAAUGUACACAGACUAAAACAUCAUCUGGAUGUCAUGAAUGUAGUGAUGAUAAUGAUUACCUAAACUGGAAAGAUGCCGUAGUUGAUUCCGAUAGCGAUGAAGACUGUGCCUACGUGAAUGAGAUUGACGUGAAUUGCCUUAAAGAUGGAAAGUUGAACGGAUGUAGUGGUGACGAUGACUACGAGAAUUGUCAUAGUCAUUGUGAAGAGCGUGACAACAUAGAUUGUGUACCCAAUGAUGAACGAUUCAACGGAUGUAGCCAUCCCGAUUUGGAUAGUGAUGAAGAUUGUGAUGAGCAAAGCUAUGUAAAUUGUGAACAAUUCAAAAGUAAUGUGAUUAAAGUUCCCCAGACCUGUGAGGACCCUUAUUUAGAACUAAUUUCCCUCCAGAAGGCUGAUGGGUCUUGGGAAAUGGAGUCAGCUCUGGCCAAGAUACUUGGGAGGACAUAUGAAAAGGCCUAUCAGUUGAUGCCAAUCGGGGCCAACAGGUCUGUUUCAGCUACAGUUCUGGCUCUGAUUUGGCUCUAUGGUUUCUGCCUGGAGGCCCGCGAUGAAUGGCAGUUUGUAGCCAUGAAGGCAGCAUCCUGGAUUCAAGCUCAGAAAGUGGACUGUGUGUCUCAGUGUGUUCAGGCUGGAAAUGCUCUGCUGGGAUGUCAGCUGCAGCAGGAGACUCUGGGCCUCUGAGGACUUGAGGAUGUUUUUGACAGUGUUCUUACUUCUCAAAUCUACUGGGCAAGAAUGUGCUUUGCCAGGGCCUCAAGGAAGGCUUGUUGAUUUCUAGCCUGGAAAACCCAGACGAACUUCCGGCAUAUUGGGAUUGGCUCUGCAGUUGCAACUGAGAAGGGCCUGGCCAUGUUGAUUUCAGAAAUAAAGGGAUCAUGCAGCUAAAAGUUGUGUAUACCUGAGAAAAGUUAUGGAAUCUACCACCAUGAUUCUUAACCUGUCACAGUUAAUCUGUGUAAUGGUGAAAGUGACAGAUAAGUUUAGUUAUCAAUAUGAAAGAGCAACCCAUUUUAAACUAGAUGUACAAAAUAUGGCCGCUGCCCAGUCCUGCACAUUCUCUGCAAAAAAUAAAUCAUGCUUGUCUAUUUGUCUCCAUCUA
Messenger RNA from Sardina pilchardus (European sardine), 3440 nucleotides. RefSeq names its product von Willebrand factor A domain-containing protein 5A-like. Bases 128 to 3022 code for a protein of 964 amino acids. The record is from RefSeq and is a predicted model, not a curated record. NCBI's taxonomy places the organism in Eukaryota, Metazoa, Chordata, Actinopteri, Clupeiformes, Clupeidae. The transcript is spliced from 22 exons.